AUGGAGGAGGAAGAGUCGGAAUACGACAGCGACCACGUCGAUGAAGAGACGGAGGCUAGACUUUACGCUUCUGUUUUCUAUGACAAUGAUCCCAUCAUCGCCUCGAAGUCCCCAGCCGCGAACUCCAAAAAGUCAUUUAAUCUUCCCGAUCUCUUAUCGGUCAGUACUGACAAACACGGGGAGGAACCCUUCAUUUCCACUUCGCGAGAAUCCACCUCUACAAGCCCACCUAUCGACUCUACUCUCAUGGCAGCUCUGUAUCUAACUUUUACCGGACGAACACCACAUAGUGUCAUUCAAAAGGCUGAAGAACGAAUGGAUCGUUAUGUGGAGCAGAAUGGUGUCGGUGAGCAUCCUGUUUAUGCCUAUGUCACAGAUACCUCCUCUGACUCGUCCCUCGCUGACAACACGCUUUCGAAAAGACCAAAGCUAGAUCUACUCCUGGGGCUUUCAGAACCACUCGUCGACAAUCUUAAAGAGAAUACAGGGCUCCUAGAGCAAUUGAAGGAUCUUCCAUCUGAUGGCAAAUACUGGUCACUGGAUUCCCCUGAUUUGUCUUCAUCAUCGAAGAAGAAAAGGCGAUGUCGAGAAGCUGAUAUGACUUGCGAAAGAUGUUAUAAAAAAGGACACACUUUUCUAGAAUGUAUUCGGGCAAAGGGUCAUACGGUUCGCGACUGUCCAAACAGAUGCUGUUCUGUUUGCAACGAAUUCGGCCACGAUUCAUCGCGUUGUCGUAGUAAAAUUGAUAUUUUAAAUACCGUUUGCUCCCGUUGUAAGCGGAGGGGUCAUGAGAUCAACACUUGUCCGGAUAUAUGGAGACAGUACAGGUACACUACUCGACCUGGUAAACCCGUCGUCGCAUUUCCUCCUCCUAUUCGUCGGGCGAAAAGCUGUUUCAAUUGUGGUGGUCGAGGGCAUACAGGGGAGUGGUCUUGCCCCAUCUCUCUGCUUCAUUCCUAUUUUGUUUCCAAUUUUUUGGUGUUGGAAUCAACAUCAACAGCCGAGUCCACUUCAAAAACUCGGGUUUUUGACGAACCGCUCUACUGCUCCUUCGAAAAUGGAAUCUCAUCACAAUUGCCACAGCCAUCAUUUCAGCGGAUUUCACCGUUAGAACACGAUGGAUCAAAGAAAGUUCAAGGCGGAGGCAAAUUAGCGGCUAAUAAGUUGUUGCGAUCACGUAAUAAGACUAACCAUGGGGAUGGCAGCGCAAAGAUUCCAAGAAAGCAAUCACUCUUCGACGCAAACAGUCGGCGACAUCGAAGUGGCGGCCAGGCUUUUAGGAUAUCAAAUAGACAGACAUCGAAGGAUUCUAGAAACGGUGGUGCUUUGGCUAGAAGUAGGAAACGAAAACACCCGGGGUCUUCAGUUUUUCGCGAGGCCCCUGCCCCAACCUACCCAUCAGAUUUUCCUGCUCGCAGUAUCCAGAAGAAGUCGAAGCAGCGAAGUAAUCACUUGGGCAGUCUAGCUGAAGUAAAAGGAAGCCAAUGCCGAAAACCUACAGUGAGGCUGCGGCUCGGCGAGAACAAGAGAAGUAAAGAAAGAGGAUUUCGGGCGAUUGAAGACCUCCCUAAUAUCGCCACUUCUCCCUACUUGAAGAUGCUGCAUCCCAUCGGUCUUGAGUCGAAGCUCUGA
Molecule: messenger RNA, 1632 nt
Organism: Hydatigera taeniaeformis
Lineage: Eukaryota; Metazoa; Platyhelminthes; Cestoda; Cyclophyllidea; Taeniidae
Source: the annotation of a GenBank genome assembly